This is a messenger RNA of Neurospora hispaniola, 919 nucleotides long. RefSeq names its product dynactin subunit 5. The record is from RefSeq and is a predicted model, not a curated record. The coding region runs from base 270 to 863 and encodes 197 amino acids. Gene Ontology annotation, cellular component: dynactin complex. The transcript is spliced from 2 exons. Lineage: Eukaryota; Fungi; Ascomycota; Sordariomycetes; Sordariales; Sordariaceae.
CGUGUGUCGGUCCCGCAAUGAGUGGCCCAAGCUCCCCCACUGGCCCCGCAUGAUCGACCAAUCAAAGGCGGAAAUUGGUGUGAUGCCCGUCUGUCAAUCGGCAACUUGUGCCGUCGCUGGCUGUUGACGCCAAACUGACCGUCAAGGUGCCUGCCCUCUCUCUGCCUGAGUGAUCAAAGAAAUUGUUGGCCAAAACAAAAACAAACAACAACACCAGCAAACACACACACACAACCCCAAACGAAACACACAGACAACAACCGCCCAUCAUGUCACGACGACCGCCUAGAGGAGAAUAUAUCGAGACCGAUACCGGCAACAAGGUCGCCCGCAAGGCCACUUUGGUCGGCACCCAGAACAUCAUGCUCGGCGGCAAGACAGUCAUCCAGCCCGACGUCAUGAUCCGAGGCGACCUCGCGAGAACGAUUCCACCAGCCCAGUCCGCGUCCGGCGGUCCAGCCAACAACACUGCCGUUGCCAUUGGUCGAUACUGUUUCUUGAGCAGAGGGUGCUGUCUUCGGCCGCCGGGCAGGAUGUACAAGGGAGUCUUCACCUUCAUGCCCCUCCGUCUCGGCGACCACGUCUUUGUCGGCCCCGGUACCGUUGUCCAAGCUGCUCAGAUCGGCAACCACGUCCACAUUGGCGGUAAGGUCGUCAUUGGCGAGUUUGCCAUCAUCAAGGAUUACGUCAAAGUUCUCGACGGCUCGGUUGUCCCCCCAAAUAUGGUCAUCCCCAGCUUCAGCAUCGUCGCUGGGCAGCCGGCGCGUAUCAUUGGCGAGAUCCCCGAGGGAGGCAUCGAAGCAUUCGAGUUGAGGGAUUUGUACAAGACAGUGGGGAAUAACCCCCAGCCGACGGCGCCUUGAAGAGCCUUUGUGGUCAUGACAGCUCUUUGCGAGAAGAAAUACUACAAGAGAUCAAG